CUGAUUAGUGACUCGUGGGAUUUUUGUGUUUACCGUUUUCUGAGGACUCUUUUUUCACUAACAUUUAGUUCAAUAAUGUUUCAAAGGAAUUGUUCCUUUUGAAACUAUUUUGUAGAGCUUAUUUUCUUCGUGUGGAGGCGUUUCUGCUAAUUUCGUCCGCAAGUGGACCUAACCUUAAUGCGUGUAACGUUGUGUAUAAAAUCUGUGAAAACGACUUAUUCAGGAUUGUCCCACUUUCAAUUUUAGUGAUUUAAUUCCUGCUUAGCUUAUCUUGUCGCCAUUCUUAAUUGUACAUUUACAUGAUCGGGUAUAGAAUUUGUGUAAAUACCUCCCUAUUUUCGGUUUCGUUUAUUCCUUUGUCCGUUAUUCGUCUCUCCCCCAACCAGUGAGUCAUCAUCCUGGUCCUGAUAGGCAAGUAUGCCAAAAUUUUAACUUGCUUCCAAUGCUUGACCGAAAUUUUUACAUUACAACAUUCUGUGUAUUUCCUUUUCGUUCAUUUCUUUAACUGAUGCGGUCGUGUUUGCAAUUCUAGUUCCUAAAGGGAAAAACAUGGAGGAGGCAUUUUGCUUGAAGUGGAGGAACCAUACCUCUAACCUCACUGGCGUCCUGAGCAAAUUCCUCAAGGAUGAAUCUUUGGUAGAUGUCACCCUUGCAUGUCCCGGAGACCGCGGGGAAUUUAAAACCUUCAAAGCUCAUCAGAUGGUGUUAUCCGCAUGUAGUCCAUACUUUGAAAACUUGUUUCUGCAGAGUAAGCAUCCGCACCCAAUUAUAGUCCUUAGUGAUGUCCAACCCAAGGAAAUGGAAGUCCUUCUCCACUUCAUGUAUCGUGGCGAAGUUGAAGUCAAGCAAGAUGAAAUUAAGACAGUUUUGAAAACUGCGAAUGCGCUUAUGAUUCGAGGCCUCAGUGAUGAUACACAGGUCCAAACUAGUGAAAAGAUAGCUGAGAAAAAAAGGCCUCGGUCGCCGUCUCCACCUAAGAGCUCAGAGAGCGUUAGGAAAAGGCGGAACACAGACAGUGACACACAGCAAAGUUCUAAAAGUAUUCCAAACAACCCUCCAUCCGAUCGAUUUUUAUUGGAUCAACCUAUUGCUCAUUUACCUCAUUCGUCAAGUUUUUCGGGUACACCUACUUCCAGUGCUCUCAUUUCAUCAUUUUCAUUGUCAUCACAAAUUGGAACAUCUAGUACUCCAGACGAGCUUUACUCAAAUGUCAAACAAGAAGCGCCACUUGAGGAUAGCUUUAGCGAGCGAGACCUUCCAAUGAAUGAUUAUGGGCGUGAUGUGAGUGUUGAAUCAACUCAGAGUGAUAGAACAAGUUCUCCUCGCAGUUAUCAGCUCCCAUCAGCAAUGCCGCAGUGCUUAGUCAAAAAGGGUGAUUCUACAGAUGAUUCAAAUGUUUCUCCUGGCUUGAAUUCCGGUGACCAUGAUGUGGAAGAUUCAGGUGGCAACACCUCUGAUGCUCUAGAUGAGAUGUAUAAAGACGACAUGGAGAGUGUAUGUGGAUCAGGGGGCGGGGGCAAAAGCAGUGGCCGCCAGCCGGACAUCUUCCGAUCAAACCCAGCCCAGCCCGGCACAUACCAUUGUAUACUUUGUUCAAAAGCAAUCCGCAGCCGUUGGCACCAUGUCCAAACGCACUUUUAUCGCAACCACAAGUGUCCGCAAUGUGAUGCUGUCUACUCUCGGGUUGACACGCUGAAGAUUCACGCCAAGAAAGUCCACAACUUAAGCAUAUCGCGGUAUCUCAACGACAUCAGUGCACUAUUCCCACGGAACAUGUCAAGUCAUCCACCAUUGUCAUCGCCCAACUACUAAGUCAGCCCUGAAAGUCUUACUUCAGAAGCAUUUUUAAAUUUAGAGUAUUACCGUUCUUUUUUUUGGUAUGGAAUGGACUUACAAUAUUUUUUUAUCGUGUUAAUUUUAAUUCUUGAGCUGAUGGCCUCAUUCUUUGAGCUCAAAAAUACUCUGAAAGUCAAUGAUUUUUUACCGCUAUUGAUGCUAAGGGUAUUAUUACUUGUUUUUUUUAUUUAUUUGUUUGUUUUUUUUUUUUUUGAUCUUUCCCCUUAAUGUUGCAGAUGUUAGAUUUUCAAUUUUUUGGAAUACUUAUGAAUACAGUUGUAGAACUAACUUAACAUGCCUCUUUGCAUUUUUUUAUAAAAUGCAGGAAAUAAAUGUCAUUAGAUAAGUAGUGAAUGUUUCCAAUAUCUAUUUAUGUAUUUUUAUUAUUAUUAUUAUUUUUUUUAUCACACUGCCCAUGAAAUGAGAAUUCAAUUUUGAAUGCACUAUAAAAUCAUGGCUUUUCUCUUUUUUUAUGUCAGGAAAAUUAAAACCAUGAGUGAGUCUUCAGACAACCCCUCCAAGUUACACGAGGUGGAUUAAUGAAGCAGGUUUUCUCGUUUUCAAUCUCUCCUCACUUCGGUUUUUUGUUACCCCCUCCUCUUUUUUUAAUAUUUUAAUUUUUCAAUCUUUCCAACCAUCACUCAUUUCAUUCCCAUCUGUGAUAAAUGAUCUGUAGUAACUCCAAUGAAAAAUAGAGAGUUUUUUCAAAGUAUUUAUAAUUUUGCCACAAGCUGCUCAAAAUUUUGAUGAGAUGAAUUCAUCCAAUGAAUAUGGAAUGAGUAUUUAUCAUCUCCAUUACCCAUUAUCUGAUAUCCUCCAUAACGUUUUUAUGCAUAAGGGAAAUUUGAUGUGCGCCCUAAAAAUUGUGCUCUCGAUUUCUCUAAGUUUCCUAAUCCAUGUUAGGAAAUGCUCUCUUGAUUAUAAAAAUUUUCUCCAUCACUAUCAGUAUGUUUUUGCAGGGUGUCUAGUGACGGGGAAAAUCAAGAAAGUGAGAAAGAGAAUGACCGGGAGGGUAUGGAACUCCCGUGCAAGAUUAUGAUUUCUUGCAUGAGAGGCCGUUCAUAAAUUACUUGACGCUCCGGUGGAAAAGAGUCAAAAAGAGCAUUGCAUCAUUUUGGGCUCAUGUCACAGUAGCCCAGUGAAGAGGGGAAGAGGGUCGAUAAAUCUGAAAUUAAGUGUUAUGUAUUUUUUGAACGGCCCCUAAUUUCACGAAUUUUCGAUACUGAGCCUCUACCUAUGCGCACUGGUGCUUUGUGCUAAGAUAUGUUUAUUUCUGCACUCCAUUUGGUUUGGAACGAAAGGGCAAGGAAAGUCAGGGAGACAGUAAAUGCAAGGGUCAGAGAAAAGAUGGAGAGUCUAAAAGAGAAAGUGAAUUUUGCAAGACACCCUGGUUUCAAUAUGUAAAGUUCUUUUUCCUUUUUUCCUGCAUCGUGGUCUUUUCAGCUCCUAAGCAUUCUCAUUAUGAUCCUUUUGAUCCUCUAAAACAUUGUAAAGAAGGACCCUAUCAUCAUAUUCAAAAGCCUCUUUUGUUUAAACUACUAUCUGCUCUCCUUUUUUAACGAGCUGUAAUAUUUCCAAAAGAUGAAUACAGAACCAUCGAGUGGAGCUAUUUCUACAAGACCACUUUCUGUAAUCAUACUCUUCAGUAUGUUUAAAAAUUAUCUUCUGUAUUUUUAAAACAUGGCUUUAGAUAGCAAAAUACAGUUUUGGAAAGAAAUAAAAUCUUAAUUCCAUUGUGUAAUAUCCUUUUUGAUUUCAUCAAUAAUCAAUUCUCAAUGUUGGCAUUGUGUAGAUUUUAUUUGUAAUAUCGCUUUUCAAAUCCAAUUUUGUCCCUGACUUUCACUGGAGUGUUAGUUCAAGUUUCUAAAAAUUCAGCUUCAAUAAUCCCUUUAAAAGAAAAAAAACUACACGCCCGGGAGAAAUCAAAUUAUAAGGAUGGAAAUUUAAACGUCACUGUUAUGUUCAACAACAGGUUUAUUCUAGCUGACAGCAUCUGAAACCGACUCUAGGCAGUUUUGCACUAAGCAAGAAACCAACUACUUGUGUAAGAACAAUGAAAAAAAAAUAAAUGCUCAUUUGCUUAUUCUCACUCAAAUGAAAUUGUUUUUAAAUACUCAAUGAAAAAGAACGUGUUUUUUGGGUAAGUUGGUUCAAACCCUGUGGAAAAAUUUCAAUCCAUCCUGAGAAGAAAAUGUUUAAAUACUUCAACUCUCAAAAAUAAUCUCCCCACCCUUACCUCUUCUGUAUUUUUUUUCUAUUAUUAUUUUCAAUCUUAUAGAUUGUAAUUUUUGCUCGUCAAAUUGUCUCUAAAAAUUUCCAGUGGUUUGUUUUUGGGGCAGAGAGUCAAUUGAAGGCCAAAUAUAUUUUGAAAAUUAUUUUCUAUGUGUAAGUCCUAGUGAAGUUAUUUGUUUCGGUUCUUUUUCUGUGUAUUGGAUGUGUCCUAGUGUUUUGUGAGCACAGACUAAGAGAUAGCUUUUCUGUUGAAGAGUUUUAACCCAUGAGAUUCACCAUGAAGCAAAACGCUAAUAUCUUUUUUCUGAUAUUUUAUUAAAAUUGAAGCCAUUUUAUUAAGAUUUUACUUGUCGCAUCCCGUCUUUUAUCUCUCCUGCGUUUAAAUUCGCACCGUACUUAUCUUUUCAUUCACCUACAUUCCAUCUUUAUCUUAAUCGAUAUUUUUAACAAAAGCCUGUAUUAUCAUGUGUGCUAUCAUAACCCUCAUAAUAAUUAUUAUCAUUGUUGUUGUUGUUCUUGUUGUUAUUACUAUUAGCCAAGGGAGGUGUGAGAACGAUAAAGACCAAUUGAGAGUACUAAUACUAACACGUUUAUUUUUUCAAUGUUAAUUGCUCAUGUAAGUAUUUGUACACUUUAGUUCUAGUUUUUAAAUUCAUUUUAUUUUAGUCCUUAAAAUUAUUAGAAGACCAGAAAUCUGUGAUAAAAUGACAUUGUAUUAAAUACGUAUUUUAAUUAUGUGAUACUUGAUUUAUGAAAGGCCGCUUCGUUUUUAAAUGCCCACGUAAUUUUCGUCCUACAGCAUUCUCAGCUUUUUCUAAUGAGAGGUUUUUUAGUCCUAACUCCUUCUUUUUAAACUUUCCCUUUUUUUAUUGUACUUUCUUUUCAUUUUUUUUCGUUUCCUCUGACUGUUAGAAUCUCAGUUGCUAUCAGGUUGGCAAAUAUAUAGUUCCAGUUGUCCUGCAGUGUUGCUUCAUUUCUACCUACUGUAGGAUAAGUCUGUUUGUUUUUUUUACUUCUUUGCCAUAAAGUUUCUCUCGUAUGUAGAACUUACAUAGACUCACCAAUGUCAAUAAGACUUUCUGAAAGUUCCUAAAAUAUAAACAACGUUUCCAAGCCUCAUCAGUAUGUAUAGCACAUUUAACCCUGAAACCUGGUCUUUGAAAGGAGAAUUCUUCUUUUACCCGCUGAAAUAUCAGCCUGUUUCUUCACAGCUGAAUGAACCCUAGAGCUAGAAAAGAAGAGCUAUUCAGCUAGAGAAGAUGAAACUCCAAGAAGGCAAUGGAAAUAAACUGUUUGCACUUUUGGAAAGAUCUGUGAUCUUUAUGAAAAAAAAAUUAUGAAGGCAGUUGGUUGCUCCAAAUUUGUAAUAAACGUAAUCAUCAGAAGGCUUAAAUUACCGCCCUCUGAACCAUUUAAUUGUUAUAUCUUAUCUUUUUCAUCUGCCCAUGAAAAAGUAAUUGGGAGCAUGACUAUUAAACGAUGAGUCAAUUUUAAAGAGUCAAAAAAUUCAAAACCCUGAUUUUUGGACGUAUCCAACUAGAUUGUAAUCUUCCGCAGUAAAGAUUGAAUUCAGUGAAAAAGUACCAAGUCUUCUAAGUCAAAACACAAACAUAAAUAACUCUCAAGUGUUUUCUUCUACACGACUCAGUUUAAAAGAAAAAAGCAAAAGCUGAACUUCUUUCUUAAUUGAAGCGCGUCGAAAGCAACCCGGGCACAAAGCACUGGAGACUCUCCUCGCCUAAAAUUUAAGGAUUUUUUUAUUUGUUUGCCUAUGAAGAUCUUUCUUCUCAUGUUUUAUUUUUUCGAAGGAAAACCAGGAAAUAUCUCUGUUUUAAUUUUCAGUGAGUACUUUUAAUAGUUUAAAGGAAAAAAUCUGACAAAAUUUCAUAAAUUCGAAAUGUUUUGUUUCCUCGUAUUUAAAUGAAAUGACGCAGAAAGUCUGUAAAGUCGCAAACUCAGACAGGUGUAUUCUAAUGUCACCACCGACUAACACUUAGUUUAGAUGAAUCGAUAAAGGCUGAAUCAAGUGCCCUUUUUGCCCCUUGAUAGUUCUGAUUGUUACAUUUUUUGGCGGUAGAAGGUAUACAUUCAUCCCAGACUGGCAGUAGGAGGUAUACAUUCAACCCAGACAAAUGGUUUUGUUAAAUAUACAAUGUUGUAAACUUAGAUCUGAAAACCAAACACCAUCAUUUUUCACUUAACGCCUCUUUCGAGUGUAUGACUUUUUCUCAAGUAAUUCUUAAUUUUCCGCACCUAUCAAUGUGUAAACAACAAAAAAAUGAAUCUCAAAAAUUAACUCAUUGUUUUCUAGUCAGAAAAUUAAUUUCCCUUAAAAAAUAUUCUCCUUUUGCCGCCAUCACUGCAAACAGAAAAGCAAAAGAAACAAGCAUUAAAAAAAGUUAGUACAUUUUUUCAAAACUAGUAAUGCGCUUUAAUGCCAUCGCCGUUUUUAAUCAGAGCACGCCAAAUUUUAAAAAAAUUCCCAUCUACUUCAAAAAAAGAAAGGAGCAGAGAUCAUUCUCUAAUUCAGCCAAAAUAAAAAAAAGUACCCAAAUGAACCUAAAGCAUGCUGAAAAAAUGUCUAAUCUCUCUUUGGGAAGUAUUUGUAUAAAAUAGUGUGAGUUCUUUGGAGAUCAAAUUUCGGGAGAGGGUAUCCGCUAUGAGUCACUGAAAUCAGAUUAAGAUGUAGGAUACUUAAAAUGAAGACACCUAGCUUACUCACUAGCUAGAUCUUGAACCCUGCAUUUAUUGUGAAGGGGACGGCAAGGAAGAGUUGGAGUCUCAGAUACGCUGCAAUGUCUUGUGAAGUUGCAGUGCUGUCUUAUAAGACAAAAUUAAUAACUGGCAGCACUGCAUUGUAACAUGGCAAUUAAAAUUUUUUCGUAACAUCAUAAUGUGAAGUUGAGAAGACUAUCAUUAUCUUCUGUUAAUGCUAGCUCAAAGUUAGUGAAUCAAAUUAAUUAAUGUAGAUAUAUUUUUUUCCUCUUUUAUACUUGCUGAGCAGAGAGGGUUCCUUUCAUUAUAUCCCCUGCUAAAAAGAGGUGCUUCAGCCCCUAGCCUGCACUUUUUGAGUAAGAGCAGUGGUCUUCUUAUCCUUCGUUUCUUCAUUCAUUAAGAUUGUAUAGAAGUAAAGCCUAUCAAGUAGACAUCAGUCCUUUCCACCUGCUCGACUUAUAGUCAUUAUCAUCUAGUUAAGUCAUGCAAAGGUAUUAAACUCCAACCUCCUCCUCCUCCUCCCCUUACCUACGUUAUACUCUAUUUCUGUAUGAUUUUUUCCCACUUAUUGAAACUUGUUUGUAAAUGCUUGUAUAUACCUAAAUUAAUUGUUAUUUAUCCCUUAAGUAUCUUUGUAAAUAAAAAAUCAAAUGUUACUAAAA
This is a messenger RNA of Bemisia tabaci, 7445 nucleotides long. Lineage: Eukaryota; Metazoa; Arthropoda; Insecta; Hemiptera; Aleyrodidae. The record is from RefSeq and is a predicted model, not a curated record.